AUGGCCAAGGGAAAGGGGAAGUCUGAUGGUGAUGGGUGCUCUCGUGAGAGGACUAUUUCCUGGGCUGAUGAUCAGACCAAGUUUAUGUUGGAUUGGUGCAUUGAAUACAUGAAGGAACAAUAUGCGGGAUUUAGGUUCAGGAAGCAUCAUCUUUUGAAGUGUGCUGAUGCUUUAAAUAGAAAAUUUGCUAUGGGGGUGACACUUGCUCAAGUUGAUCGUCACUUCAGGCACUACAAAGAAAAUUGGAAGUACAUUGCCGCCGCAAUUAGCAAGAGUGGCAAUGUUUUCGAUGAUAUUAGAUGUGUGGUAACUAUCUUCGAGUCUGAAAAGUCUUGCCUCAAUGAUAGAGCAAGGCGCUUGCUUUCUAAGCCCAUCAAGUUCUACUAUGAGAUGCAGGAGCUAUUCACAGGCACUAGUGCUGAUGGUUCUUUGGCCAUGGACCAACAUACAUGCACAAUUGAUUCCGAUGACUCGGACAAUGAUGAAGGGUUGUAUGAUCUCAACUGCUAUCCACAGUAUGAGGGCCCUCUUGAGGAGGAUUCUGACACUUUGCCAACAACACAUUGUCCUAAAAGACCUCCAGUACCUGUAGGUGGUGAUAAUUCAACAUCUAGCACUAGCCGAGUUGGUAAGAAGCGCCCAAGAGGUAGCAAGUCACCUACUAAGAAGCCACCAAGAACCAAGAGUCGUUUCGUGGAGACCACUGAAGAAAUCAACUCUACAUUGAGGUCACUCCAGCAAUCCCUUGCUGCCGCUCCUCCUCCAAUGCCCCAAGUUGUUGAUCCUUAUGCUAGUUUAUGGAAGAGGUUGGAGGAACUCCCAAUUACCACAGAUCAAAGAAUUACUGUUGGUGUGCACUUAUCUUGCAAGGACAAUGAAGGUUUGCGUGGUUGGUUAUGCAGUGCAAGUGAAAAAACUUUUGAAACUUGGGUUUGCAAGUUCUUUGCUGACAAAGAUCAUGUUUAUAGCAACAUGUGA
Molecule: messenger RNA, 978 nt
Organism: Triticum turgidum subsp. durum (durum wheat)
Lineage: Eukaryota; Viridiplantae; Streptophyta; Magnoliopsida; Poales; Poaceae
Source: the annotation of a GenBank genome assembly